UAUUAGUCAAUGAAUGUUGAAGAAGAAACGAUAAAUAUACGAUAAUAAUACACAACAACAGAAUAAAACAAAAGCAAAAUAGCAACCAGAUGAUGAUGUUGAUGAUUACGAAGAGGUUGUUGUUUUAACAAAUUGUGAAUUCGAAAAAUCAGUUGAAAUUUGCUCGCCUUAGCAAGAGGUUGUUAACAGCUCCGCCUCUUGAUAGAAUAAUAAAAUAUAUAUUUUUUUAUUUUUUAAACUACAAUUAUAAUAAUAACGCGGGUUUUAAACAGAAACUUUUAAAUUGAAUUAAGAAUUUUGAAUUUUAAAAAAUAGUGAAACGAACGAACAAUUUUGAAACUGAAAAACGCCAAAUUUGUUAAAAAAAUAUUGAAAAUUUUAUUAAAAUAUUAAACUUUAAAGUGCAAAGUGUUUUUGAAAAGUUAAAGAAGUUUUAUUAACGAAUUUAAUAAAAAAUUGUUGAAGCAAAAGAAUAAAACAGUUGCCACGAAAAAAAAUUAUUAAAAAAAAAAUUACAAACAUAAAAAUAUCUUUAAACUGAUUAAAAGUUACACUAACAACAACUACAAACAAAAUUUACAUUUCUCUCAGUGUAACUAAAAGUACCAAUAAAUCUACAGAAAACAACCGUGCCUUGUACAUUGUCACAUACAUAUCAUCACAAAAUUUUAAACCACAAACAAACAAAAUUAUCAUUAAAAUUAAAGUGUUUUAAAUAGAAUAUGUUUAAUAGCAAACAAUUACCACCACCACCACCGCCAACAACAAAAAGACGUACUAAUCUUCAAAAAUUGCCAGUUUCUUUAUCAUCUACAACAACGUCAACAUCUGCAGCAACAGUCAUCUCAAAUUCAUUAUUAAACACCACCUGUAAAAGCUCAAACAGCCUUAAAAUGUCUACCCGCCAAAGUUAUGUGUUCUUAGGUUUAACCAUACUGUUAACAAUUAUAGCCACAGUCCAAUCUGGACCAGUGUCAACGACAACGCAAGCUGAGAUAUAUUUAUCACAAUUUGGUUACUUACCCGCCUCCGCCCGCAAUUCUGCCAAUGGUGGUCUCUUGGAUGCCAAUACCUGGAUCAAAGCUGUGCAGGACUUUCAAAGUUUUGCCGGCUUAAAUACCACUGGUGAGCUAGACGCUGAGACCAUGGAAUUAAUGUCACUGCCACGUUGUGGUGUACGCGAUAAGGUGGGUUUUGGUAAUGAUAAUCGUUCCAAGCGUUAUGCACUCCAGGGUAGCCGUUGGCGUGUAAAGGCUUUAACCUAUAAAAUCUCCAAAUAUCCUAAACGUUUGAAGAAAGCUGAUGUUGAUGCCGAAAUUGCUAGAGCUUUUGCUGUCUGGAGUGAAUAUACCGAUCUAAGUUUUACACCCAAAAGUUCGGGACCAGUACAUAUUGAAAUUAAAUUUGUUGAAAGUGAACAUGGUGAUGGUGAUGCUUUCGAUGGUGUAGGUGGUACCUUGGCUCAUGCCUUCUUCCCUGUCUUUGGUGGUGAUGCUCAUUUCGAUGAUGCUGAACUUUGGACUAUUGGCAGUCCUCGUGGCACUAAUCUUUUCCAAGUUGCUGCUCAUGAAUUUGGUCACUCUUUGGGUUUGUCACAUUCCGAUGUACGUUCCGCUUUAAUGGCUCCCUUCUAUCGUGGUUUUGAGCCAGUUUUCAAAUUGGACUCUGAUGAUGUUUUAGCUAUUCAGGCUUUAUAUGGCAAGAAAUCCUCUUCAAAUGGUAAUGGUAUUAAUCCUCCCAGCGGUGGUGCCUUCCCACGUACCACACAAAGACCCGCCUUUGCUCCACCACGCACACCCAGAGAUGAUCAGUUAUGUAAAGAUCCCAAAAUUGAUGCUCUCUUCAAUUCAGCCGAUGGCCAGACUUAUGCUCUUAAGGGUAAUAAAUACUAUAAACUUACCGAAAACUCAGUGGCCGAUGGAUAUCCCAAACUUAUCUCAGAAGGAUGGCCUGGUUUACCAGGCGAUAUUGAUGCUGCUUUUACUUAUAAAAAUGGCAAAACAUAUUUCUUCAAGGGCACCAAAUAUUGGCGCUACAAUGGCCGUCAAAUGGAUGGUGACUACCCGAAAGAGAUUAGUGAAGGUUUUACUGGAGUGCCCGAUCAUUUGGAUGCUGCCAUGGUUUGGGGCGGUAAUGGCAAAAUUUACUUCUAUAAGGGUAGUAAAUUCUGGCGUUUUGAUCCCUUGAAGAGACCACCAGUUAAGUCCAGCUAUCCCAAACCGAUUUCGAAUUGGGAAGGCUUGCCAAAUAGUUUAGAUGCUGCCUUACAAUAUACCAACGGUUAUACGUACUUCUUUAAGGGUGAUAAAUACUAUCGGUUUAACGAUAGAACAUUUGCAGUUGAUGCUGCUGAUCCUCCAUUCCCCCGCCCCUCAGCCCACUGGUGGUUCGGCUGCAAGAAUACACCCUCAACAACAGGUAAUAUUGUGGACAAUUCACAGGAAACUGAAUUGCAUGAAUCAUCUUUCAAUGAUUAUGAAAAUGAUGAUACAGUAUUUGAUGCAGGCGUACGAAAACGUGGAUAAAUUACAGAAACAAAAAACUUCAUAAACAUAAAUAUACAAACUGUAAAGAAAACAUUAAACAUAAACCCACAUAUAAGCAACUCCACACACAAACACACACACACAGUCACAAAACAAUACACAUACAAAUGCAUAAAACUAUUAAACUGAAAGCUUCGCAAUGCUUCAACGUUAUAGAAAGAUAAAGGAAACGGAAGUAACAGUUAGAAAUGUAAAGUAGUGUGUAAUUUUUAGUAGAAAAUUCUCUUUUGCUUACACUCUCAAAUCUUUCUUUCUCUCUCUGUCUAUCAUUCUCUGUAUGCAAUACAAUGCUUAGAUGUGUUAAUGUUAGUUUGAAAAAAACUAUAAGUUUAUGUUAUUUUAGUUAAUAUUAUCCCAAUCCCCCAUUUUCCCGCUCUUUCACUCUUUUUCCAUUUUUUUUUUUUUUUGUAAUUGAGUGUUUAAAGUAUGGCUUAGAGAGUAAAAAAAUAGAGCAAAAUGUUAACAAAUUGCUACAAGCACUUUAUUAUUUGAAUGUUAGUUUGUUUUGUUAAAUUUCUUUCUUGAUUCUUGCUAAUUGGCACAAAUUUCAAUGUGAUUUUUAAAAUAAUUUUUAAUUUUUUUAAAACAAUUUUAUUUUCUUUUUUUUAUUUAUUUGAAAAAACCAAAACGACCUAAAACGAAAACAAAAAAUUCAAAUUCAAACGAUUCUGAAACACUUUACAACUUUUUAUAACUAAUAAACAUGACUCAAAAAAAAAAAACUUUAAAAACCAAUUAAACAACCAAUCAUCCACCCACCCACCAACCAAGCAGAUAUUGAAAAAAGAGAUGUAAAUAAUAAUGGCAGAGGAUUUGUAACGCCUGGCUGGAUGUGGAAUAUAGCACGUUCAUGGUUUUAAAGUUUAACAAACAACAACAAUAACUAAACACAAAUAUUCUGACUCGAUUAUUCAACUAAACUAAAGCAAAAGAAACGUGAUAUUUUUGUAAACAACAAAAAAAGUAAUAAUAAUAAUAUAAACUAACUAAAUGAGACUUGGUAAACUAAAAACUUAAAACAUAACACUUGCUGUUCAUUUCAAAAAAAAAAAAAAAUAAACAAAAAGUUUCAUCAUCAUUUUAUUAAAUAUAACCCUAAAAAAACAUAGCAGCAACUAAGCUAUAGUGUGGCAACAUUGUUUUGUGUCCCGUGUGUAUGUAAAUAUAAACAUCUGCCCAUAAACAACAUUGUACAGAGCUGCUGUCAGCGCUAAUCAAACGUUUGUUUGUUUGUUU
Molecule: messenger RNA, 3782 nt
Organism: Lucilia cuprina (Australian sheep blowfly)
Lineage: Eukaryota; Metazoa; Arthropoda; Insecta; Diptera; Calliphoridae
Gene: Mmp1
Product: matrix metalloproteinase-14
Exons: 7
Coding region: 723-2525 (600 amino acids)
Biological process (GO): proteolysis; extracellular matrix organization; collagen catabolic process
Cellular component (GO): extracellular matrix
Molecular function (GO): zinc ion binding; metalloendopeptidase activity
Source: RefSeq, a predicted model, not a curated record